This is a messenger RNA of Epinephelus lanceolatus (giant grouper), 531 nucleotides long. NCBI's taxonomy places the organism in Eukaryota, Metazoa, Chordata, Actinopteri, Perciformes, Serranidae. The record is from RefSeq and is a predicted model, not a curated record.
CUGAAGGAAAGUUACCUUUUAUGGACAUCGCGUCGAGUCCCGCGAGCGUGAAUAAAGCCACUGCGGUUUAGCUCGCGCUGCCGCAUUCACGGAGCACAGCUGGGGACACACGCGAGACUUCCCUGACAGACACACCCGACACUCACCUGCACAGACAUGGAUGAAGACGUCUCUGCCCUCGUUGUUGACAACGGCUCCGGCAUGUGCAAAGCCGGUUUCGCCGGAGACGAUGCCCCCCGUGCUGUCUUCCCCUCCAUCGUCGGUCGCCCCAGACACCAGGGUGUGAUGGUGGGAAUGGGACAGAAGGACAGCUACGUGGGAGACGAGGCCCAGAGCAAGAGAGGCAUCCUGACCCUGAAGUACCCCAUCGAGCACGGCAUCGUCACCAACUGGGACGACAUGGAGAAGGUCAAGAUGUUUACAUGGUGUACUAGAGUAGAAGUACAAUCGAGUAAAAGCACCUCAGUUGUGCACCUCAAAACUGUACCUUGCACCACAGAAAAUAUCCCAAAGUAAAAAGCUGCCACCAGC